AUUGUAGAAGACAGAUAUUAGCAGUCGGUGCUGCUUUGGUGUUAGGACAUUUGUUAAUUGUAUUCCUGUCAAUUACAACAACACGGAAAAGGAAGAUCCAUUAUUUAUUUCUGGAUGGUAAAGAAAUGGCUGAGGAAUAUGACUUGAAGACAGAUGAACUAAUUGUUCGAAAAUGGCGUGGGAAGAAUGCCCUUGGAGUGCUGGGUCAGUGGCAGAUUGAGGUGGGGGAGCCGGCACCUUCCACUGUGGGAGCUCUGGAGCCACAGCUUUUAAAGGAAAACAGCUCCAAUCCUGUUUUUAUGCGGAAAGAUACCAAGAGCAGUUUCCAGUGGAGAAUCCGGAACCUUCCCUACCCCAAGGAUGUGUACCACCUGUCAGUGGAGCAAGCUGAGCGCUGCUGCAUCGUGCGAACCAUGAACAAGAAGUAUUUCAAGAAGUUCUCCAUUCCAGACAUGGACAGGUGCCAGUUGUCACUGGAGAGCUCUGCCCUCAGCUUUGCACAUGCCAACAACACUUUGAUCAUUAGUUAUCAGAAACCCAAAGAGAUCCUGAUCUUGGAACAGGAGGUGCUGAGAGAGGUGAAGAAGAUGAAGGGCUCCAGUGAUGGAGAAGUGGAUUGCAAAACCCAGUGAGACAGCUGAAUCGCCUUGUUCCAUCCAUGUACGCUUGCGAAGGGUCUGGCUCAAAAGCAUGCUACUUGUUGCCAAUACAUUUUUUAAACACUUUUUUCUGCUGAACAGUUUUAGUUUCAUCAGGAAGAAGCGUAGAUCAAAAAAACACCUGAAAACAUAUGAUUCUGCGUUGAAAAGGCACUGUGUAGUGACUGAUGUUUGUCUUUAUAUUUCUAAUAAUUAUUUCUACAUGUGUUUGGCA
Molecule: messenger RNA, 873 nt
Organism: Polyodon spathula (Mississippi paddlefish)
Lineage: Eukaryota; Metazoa; Chordata; Actinopteri; Acipenseriformes; Polyodontidae
Product: protein DPCD-like
Exons: 6
Coding region: 126-632 (168 amino acids)
Source: RefSeq, a predicted model, not a curated record